CGCCCUGCGCCCCUGCUGUCGGGCCACCUCCACCUCACACCAGACGCGACGUCGCGGCCGUGCCACUCGCGCGCGCGCCGAUGCCGCCGCCGUCUUCCUCGCUCUACUCCCCCGGCCGGCUCCUCCCGGCCCGCCCGGCGUCCGCGGCCACGGUGGGGAGAUGGGCGCGCGCGUCGUGCUCGCUGUCCAUGAACGGCUGCGCGCCGGGCGCCGGGGACCGCGGCGCGGUGUGCGUGCGCGAGGCGCGGGCGCUGCCGGCCGCGCCCGCGCCGCUGGACGCCGUGGGCCAGCUCAGGGCCGCCGUGGACGCGCUCGGGGCCGGCGCGCCGCCCGCCGCGCCCUCCGGCAUCAUCCGCAUCGAGGUGCCCAUCAGGCAGCGGGUGGACGCCGUCGAGUGGCUGCACGCGCAGACCGCACUGCCGCGCUGCUUCUUCUCGGCGCGGGCGCCGUUGCCCGACACGCCCGCCCUCGCCGGCGGCAAUGGCAACGGUGCCCUGAGCGGUCGGUGGAAGGAGCCGGUGAGCGUCGCGGGCGUGGGCUCGGCGGUCUUCUUCCGCGGGACCGAGCCCUUCUCCCUCGCUGAUUGGCGCGCAAUCAAGAGAUUUCUUUCAAAGGACUGUCCACUGAUUCGUGCAUAUGGCGCCAUCCGUUUCGACGCAACGAGCGAUGUUUCGGUUGAAUGGGAGGACUAUGGCUCAUUUUACUUCAUUGUUCCUCAAGUUGAGUUCAAUGAGCUUGAGGAGAGCUCGGUCCUUGCGACGACCAUCGCAUGGGACGAUUCACUAUCUUGGACAUGGCACAACGCUGUGGAUGAUCUCCAAUCAUUGUUGCAGAAGAUAUCACCUUGUUCUGUAGAAGUGAACACGUCCAGCCUGCACACAACCAUCAUGAGUCUAAAUCAUGUCCCAACCAAGGCAUCUUGGGAUCUUGCAGUUACUAAAGCUCUUCAGAUGAUCAAAGAGAAGGAAAGAGAGUUGGUAAAGGUUGUACUGGCAAGGUGUAGCAGAUACAUUACUGAUACUUGUAUAGAUCCUGUGGAACUGCUAGCUUGCUUGAAGGUCGAGGGCCAAAAUGCUUAUCAAUUCUGCAUACAGCCAUCAGAUGCUCCAGCGUUUGUUGGAAAUAGUCCAGAGCAACUAUUUCACCGGAAAUACUUGAACAUUUCCAGUGAGGCAUUAGCUGGUACUCGAGCAAGGGGAAAAACAAGGGCAGAUGACUUUCAAAUCGGUCAGGACUUGCUUCUAAGUGGCAAAGAGGAUAUUGAAUUUACUAUAGUGCGGGACAGCAUAAAGAAGAAGCUGGAGAUGAUAUGUGAUGAGGUGGUUGUCCAUCCCAGCAAGGCUCUUCGGAAACUUCCAAGAGUACAGCAUUUGUCAGCACAGUUAGCUGCGAGAAUAAGGAACGAAGAUGACGAGUUUGAGAUUCUAAAUACUCUUCAUCCAAGUCCAGCUGUUUGUGGUUUACCCACUGAAGAGGCACGCCAUUUUAUACGAGAUUACGAAAUUUUUGACCGUGGAAUGUAUGCUGGUCCCAUUGGUUGGUUUGGAGGAGCUGAAAGCGAGUUUGCUGUCGGGAUUAGGUCAGCGUUGCUUGGAAAAGGUCACAGCACUUUAGUGUACGCCGGUGCAGGGAUCGUUGAAGGUACAAAUCCAUCUUUUGAAUGGGAUGAACUUGAUCUCAAAGCAUCUCAGUUUGCAAAGUUGUUGCGGUACCAAGAACAACAUAUUUGCUACCAAGAAGCUGAAAAUAUGGGAACAGUGAUAUGAACAGAGAAGUAGUAACUAGUAAGUCAUCACAAAGUUCAGCAUCCAUUUUUGCUAGUUAUUGCACACUUAUUUGUUUGAUAGUAAACUAGAAGGAAUUCUAUUGAAAUUGUGUAAUUAUGGAAUUCAGAACAGCAGUAGUGCUGAAAAUACAUUGAUUUAAUUAGCACGUGAAUGUAAUAGAAUAUAUUUACAGCAAUUGAAACAUCCCAAAUCACUCCUUCCAUUUUGCAAUGUUUGUCUGGUCUGUUUAUGUAUUUGAUUGUCUAUGAUGAAAGCAUGUAAAGUAAAAUUUGUACUCAUCCGAUUAAUCAAUGGUAAAUUUAUCCAACAACAAGAAUGUUAUGAUUUCGUACAAACAUUAUGGAAUGGAGGUAAAUUAAUCCCCAGGCUAUUUGCAUUAAUGGCCUUGAUCGUGCUGAUGUGCUGAUUAUCACAAACAAAUUCAUGUCUCUCAAGAUCUUCCUAUACUCCUACAGGGAUAUUUAGAUUUGAUUUGAAGAUUUCAAGAUGAAAGAUUUUGUGUUGCAGAACUGUUGCUUUGUUAAAGCGGUUGCCCAGCAAACAGGAUAUUUUGAUAAUUGCAGUCGCGUGCCUCCAGAAAGAUGACACCAACAAACUAUUGACUUAGCAGAAUGUGAUGAUUCAGGAGUCGCAAAACGUAAAAAGAUCAGUACAUGUACACAAUAAUUGUAACACUAGUGUAAGUGUACAACUUGAACCCUGCAGCCUGUACUGGCUGCCCAGUUGCUUAUACAACUGUAUGUAUCUUGGGGCAUGUAACAUACAAAGCUACAACUACAACCAUGUUCAUCAACA
Messenger RNA from Panicum virgatum (switchgrass), 2582 nucleotides. Its product is annotated as isochorismate synthase 2, chloroplastic-like. Bases 81 to 1766 code for a protein of 561 amino acids. NCBI's taxonomy places the organism in Eukaryota, Viridiplantae, Streptophyta, Magnoliopsida, Poales, Poaceae. Gene Ontology annotation, cellular component: plastid. The transcript is spliced from 14 exons. Gene Ontology annotation, molecular function: isochorismate synthase activity. Gene Ontology annotation, biological process: phylloquinone biosynthetic process. The record is from RefSeq and is a predicted model, not a curated record.